UGUGGCGUUGUGACGCUGCUGUGAGGCGGAGUCAGAGUCAGACAGGUUUCACAGGUGUGUACAUCCACAACAACACAAGAACCCUGAGCGAAACCCAGACAAAUCACCGCUGACUUCGUUCAUUUCAGUAAAAGGCAAUGCCAGAAUCAAGCCGGCUUCAUCACUCAAGAGACAAAGACUACCCUAGUCGAGACAGGAGAGAUGAAGGUGGACCCGAGGACAGGAGAGCACCUGAUGGAGACGACAGAUCACGAAGCCACCGAGAAAAGCAAAGAUACGCUGACACACAAAGGGACCCCCGUGUGUACGAGGCCACCCGUUGUCAUAGUCGGGGAGUGCCCAGUUACACCGAGACAUCAUCUUCAUACUAUGAUGACAGUCAACCCUAUCAUCAUAAAGGGGCACUUUACAACCUAAGAUACAUUACAACAAGCAGAGGCAUCUGUCAGGCCAUGGAAUUCUUCUUAGGCUUGUUGCUUGUCAUCUGUGCUGGAGUGAACCACAGUAACUCGGGUCGGUAUCGGGAUAUCGCCAGCUUAGGCGGUUUGUACCAGUACUAUUACGGAGGAGCCAACGCAUUCACCGGAGCAGAGGCGCAGAAGGUCCAGCAGCUCGACGACCAGUUCUACCAACUCAAACUGCCCCCUUACGUCUACAGCAUGGCGUGUGGCGGGGCGCUGAUGCUUUACGCUUGUGCCACGCUGGCCCUCGGAGUGUUUCGCGUGCCCUACCGUUUCCCUCCUCUGCUGCUGGCUGAAGCCCUGCUGGAUGUGCUCAUAGGUCUCGGUUUUAUUCCUGCCGUCGCUUUCUAUUUCAUAAAGCUGCAGGAGAUCUACAACAACCCCAUCUGUAAAGAGAGGGAAGCCAUGUACAGCAGCAAAGGUCACAGAGGAUUCGAGUGCAAUCUCAACGGGGCAGACAUAGCUGGAGGCUUGUUUGGUGUUCUGGGGAUUAUUAUAUUCCCUGUAAGCGCCGUGUUGGCCAUCAGAGGCUUCAUACGAGUGCGGAAGAUGAAGCAGAGGCCGACAGAAGACAACAACCUGUGAGGGUUACGCCAUUUCAUGAAGAGAUUCAACCGUGGAAAGCACGGAAGGUCCUACACAAGUGUAAAUGCUUUGGUUAGUAUUUUUACAGUAUCAGAAGGAUAUAUAUUUUUCUAUUUUGUAUGCCUUUGCUUUCUCUUAAGAGUUUUUAUGGACUUUUUAUUUAUUUAUUUUUUACUUUUUUUCAUAUAUUCUUCACAAACAUCCAUCAGAUUUGAUUCAUCAAUUAAAAAGAAACACAAUAUAUUGAGUGAGAUGAUUUACACAAAAUUAAUUAGUGUUUCUGCAGGUCUUAAAAAUGUCUUUAAAAGUCUUAAUUCACCUGUCCACAAUUUAGGGCCUUAAAAAGGUCUUCAAUCAGAGCAGAAGGUUUUAAAUUCAUAAAAUCAUGGCAUUAAAUGUUGCAUUCG
Sinocyclocheilus anshuiensis is the source of this 1453-nucleotide messenger RNA. It is a transcript of the gene marveld3, whose product is annotated as MARVEL domain containing 3. The record is from RefSeq and is a predicted model, not a curated record. Gene Ontology annotation, cellular component: membrane. NCBI's taxonomy places the organism in Eukaryota, Metazoa, Chordata, Actinopteri, Cypriniformes, Cyprinidae. The coding region runs from base 138 to 1046 and encodes 302 amino acids. The transcript has 4 exons.